UGGUUUAGUUCAUUAUCAACGCUUGAGACUCCGACUUGUGAUACACAAAAAUAGAAAGACGAGGCAGUCGGAAUAAUUCGGCAAUUCGGAAGCCCUUGUUCCCUGAUCGUCUGAAGCGUUUUUUUGUUCGGUGAAAAUUUGUUGCAGUGCAGCAUGAAAUAUAUAAAUUGCACUCAGCCCGCCAUCGAUGACUUCCCCCGAGACCUAUUCUCGGAGGCGCAAAGACAGUCUGGUGCUGUUGUACUUCAUGUUAUAGCCAGUUUAUAUUUAUUUGUAGCCUUAGCCGUAGUGUGUGAUGAGUACUUUGUGCCAGCAGUUGAGAAAAUAUGUGCAGCACUCAACAUGUCCAAUGAUGUGGCGGGUGCCACUUUCAUGGCCGCGGCCACCUCCGCCCCAGAAUUAUUUGUCAACGUGAUAGGAACCUUUAUCACGGAGGGCGACAUCGGAGUGGGCACGAUUGUCGGAUCGGCGGUAUUUAACAUCCUGGCAGUGGCCGCGUGCUGCGGAAUCGGAGCUGGCAUGACAAUACCCUUGGACUGGUGGCCACUGACGCGGGACAGCAUCGCAUACGGAGUUACAGUGGCCAUUCUCAUUUGUGUUAUGCACGACGAGCGCGUCGAGUGGUAUGAGGCCCUCAUCCUGGUCUCCCUGUAUGCCGUCUAUCUUGCGGUCAUGUAUUUCGACAAAACUUUCCAAAAGUGCGCCAAAGAGCUUGUGGAAAACCGCAUUUGCCAGAACAUGGCGAACAUACAGCUAAACGGAGGACUUAACAAAGAGCAGGCCAAGGCCACAAGCACAUCCGGAGCCGGUACCACCGCGAUUUCGAUAACCACCUCGACCAUGACCACAACUUUGAGCACCACCCAUAGUGCCGGAGGAGGAGGUGGAGCAGUUGGUCUUUGUUCGGGACCAGGGGCCAUUGUGCAGAUGGCACCACUAGACGAUGCCGAGGCAGAAUCUCACGUGGCCGUAGCAGCCGCUGACGAGGGCCGUAAGGAGGAGGGAUACUCUCUGCUCUCAUACCCGAAGGAUAAGAGCUGCUUUGCCCAGUUUACCUGGCUCAUCAUUUGGCCGAUCCAUCUGCUAUUUCGCAUUGCCAUUCCUGACUGCAAGAAGGCCAAAAACAAUAAGAUUUUCCCACUGACCUUUAUCAUGUGCAUAGUUUGGAUCGGAUCGCUUUCCUAUGUAGUAGCGUGGAUGAUAACGAUAAUCGGAGACACACUAAAGAUUCCUGACUCGGUGAUGGGGAUUACGUUCCUGGCAGCUGGUACCAGUGUCCCUGAAGCGGUGUCUAGUGUUAUUGUGGCGAAGCGCGGUCACGGAUCAAUGGGAAUCUGUAACUCUAUUGGGUCAAACACUUUCGACAUCCUGCUGUGCCUGGGGGUUCCCUGGCUGAUCAAAGCAGUAUUUUUCCCGAUCCAACCGGGCCAAAACUACGUGGCCAUAAACUCCGCCGGAUUGGAGUACUCGGCGAUCACUUUGUUGUCGACACUGUUCCUGCUUUACCUGACCUUCUCCACAAACAAGUUUAAGCUGGACAAGAAGGUGGGCACUGCCUGUCUGGUGAUGUAUCUGGUCUUCAUGGUUUUCGCCUCCCUCAUCGAACUCAAUGUGUUCUUCCGCGUCAACCUGCCCACCUGCGGUCGAUCAUGAAAUUGGUCUGCGUCCAAAAGUUGUAGGAUAUACGAAGGACGACCUGCAAAAUCUGACGUUUUGAUGAGCGAUAUACCAUUUGGGAUGAAUAGAUGGGGUGCAGAGAUGACAGUCUUCUGGUGCUGGAUCCGUUUCCGAUUCAGUUUGCGGCAGCUGACUGGAAGAACCCUAAGUGCAGUGGUUUAAUUAAUUAAUAUGUAUUUUCUGUUCUAUUCUAUCUACUUUGAUAGUUGAGUUACGUUAUACGUUAUGCUGUUAUUGUAAUAAUAUUUUUUUUUUAUUAUUAUUAAAGUAGACUCUUUCACAAUCUUCGGUCGAAACCCAAAAGAUAAAUUCAAAUGAAUGAGAAGACAUUUUAUAAUUUACGGAGCCGUGCAAAGGGAGAAAUGAAAACUAAAAACAAACCAAAAAAAUAAAUAAUGUAUUUAUAUGAUUAAUAUAUAUGAGAUUUAACAAAGUCUGUAGUGAUAGUGGAUAUUGUUAAUUGGAUUGCCUUGGCUUGUAGGACAUAAUAUCACUGUGGACGGCAGUACACGUAGUGACAAGUGCUCCCGAAAAUCCGAUCAUUCAAGUGAUACACACGUCGAAAGGUAAAAAAAACGGAUUGCAUAUAAAGACCUUUGAAUAAAUAUAUACUCUGAGGGUGUACGAAAAAAAGCGUUGAAAGUGAAACAUAAUUAAAAAAUUCUACUAUUAAAAAUAAAUGAAAAUUUAUAUCGGUUUGUCCACCACAUGGUUUUGACGAGGGAAAAAUACUCUAUAAAUAGAUCAAUACUAAUAAAAGUGUUGUUAAAAGGACUUUCCAAAUUUAUAUUCUGUUUCCAAAGUAAAGUUCCAAACCGAAUUCACCCUAAUACAAAACAUUGCUAAAACCAUAUACAUUAGUUUAUAUAUAUGGAGCUUAAUUCUGUUUUUAGUUAACACUUCCCUUCUUAUUUUUGGUUACAAGAAAUCUAUCGAGCAUUAUCAAGCAUUCAAACGAAGUUAAUUCGCUCUUUAAGCGGGAAACAUCUAUAAAACUGUCUUCUACAUUGCUACCUAACCCAAUCCUGGUGUCGGGUAAAAUGUAACAUUUAUUGUACUGUAUUUGCAAUGUGUGGAUAAAAAACAAAAAUCAAAAAUGGUUGCUUAAUAGUAUUGUAUUGCUUAAUUGUUUUUUUUUUUUUUUAAGCAAUAUGGCAAGACAAAUAUUAAAACGAAAAUGACAGUGACAGUUAUGAGCAGUUUCUAUACAUAAAUUUGGAGUCUUUUGUGUUGGCCAUUUGCAGUUGUAAUACAGUAAACUGAAAUAGUUUGCAAGAUAGUUUUAGGCUUUAACUUUAACUAAAUGAAAAUAACUUUUAUAAUUUCAAUCAACUACACGUAAUAUUUUGUUACCAAAAUUCUCAAAUCAAUAUCGAAGUGGAAAGUAGAAUAGAAGAAGUGGUCAUUACCGAAUAGAAACAAUUUAUUAUCAAAAACAAUGCAGCUAUGAUUUCACUUUUAGUAUAUUUCAUUCCACAAUGCUUGAG
Messenger RNA from Drosophila melanogaster (fruit fly), 3164 nucleotides. It is a transcript of the gene zyd, whose product is annotated as zydeco. Bases 154 to 1653 code for a protein of 499 amino acids. The transcript has 7 exons. Gene Ontology annotation, biological process: sodium ion transmembrane transport; transmembrane transport; potassium ion transmembrane transport. Gene Ontology annotation, cellular component: membrane; Golgi apparatus. NCBI's taxonomy places the organism in Eukaryota, Metazoa, Arthropoda, Insecta, Diptera, Drosophilidae. The record is from RefSeq and is marked reviewed.